AUGACUGCUGUUGCAUCCCAGAUUAUCCCCUCCCAGGCCGAGCGCCUCGCGGCGGCAGAUCUGCAGGCCCAGAUCCUCGUCCCGGGCGACGCUGAAUACGACGCUCGGCAGGAUUCGUUCUGGUCCAACACUGCGAAGAAGGUUCGGCCGGCCGCCAUCGUCUGCCCCAAGUCCACCAGUGAUGUCUCUACGGUAGUCAAGACACUGGUGGGAGCCCAGCAACCCUUUGCUGUACGCUCCGGCGGCCACUUCCUCUGGGCCGGUUCCAACAACAUUGAAGGCGGCACCACCGUUGACUUGGGCCAACUAAACCGUGUCGUCUACAAUGCAGCCUCCGAUACAGUCGCCAUUGGCCCUGCCUGCCGGUGGAAAGAGGUCUAUGCGGAGCUACACAAGCACGGCCGUGCCGUUGCCGGUUCGCGCGAAGGCAAUGUCGGUGUCGCUGGCCUGCUGCUCGGUGGCGGUAACACUUUCUUCACGGCCCGUCGGGGCUUUGCGUGCGAUGGGGUGGUGGCUUAUGAAGUGGUGCUCGCCGACGGCCGCAUCGUCAAUGUCGACAAGGAAAACCAUCCAGACCUGUUCCGCUCGCUCAAAGGGGGUUCCAACAACUUUGGUAUCGUGACCGAGUUCACCAUGACGGCAAUCCCAUGCGACAAGGUGUGGGGUGGCAUGACGUUCAUGCCAAAGGAGGCGAUCCCGAAGGCCAUCGAAGCCGUCACAUCCUUCACCGAAAACGUUGCGAACGACCCUGAUAGCAACCUGGUAGCCAUGUGCACCCAUUUGCCCGAUUUUAAGGAUGUCGUUGUGGCAACUCUGUACGCCAAUGUCGCCGGAAUUGAGAAGCCGCCUGCGUAUGAGAAGUUACUAGCGCUACCGGAGAUUCACAACACGGUCAAGAUGACGUCGGUUUCCGAAAUGGCGUUUGAGUACAACGUCCCCCCGAACAUGUACGACGUUUGGUUCACUCUUACCUUGAAGAAUGACCCGCACAUUCUUACCCACGCCUCGGCCUUGCACGACCAGCUAGUCGCCGACCUCACGGCCUUCAUCCCCAAGCAGGACUUCAUUACCCAGUGCCUCUUCCAACCCCUGCCCACCAUCAUGGGACAGAACAGCGUCGCGGCGGGAGGUAACGUUAUGGGCGUGGACCGGCAGCCGCACAACGGCGUCCUGUUCCUCGCCACGGCCAUGGUCAAGACCCCCGAGCAAGAGGCGUUCGCGUACCCCAAGGUGAAGGCGUGGGCGGAUGCCGUGGCAGAGUUUUCACGCGGAAUCGAGGGUGGCUUGUUGGAGUGGCGGUACCUGAACUAUGCGGACAAGUCUCAGGAUCCCAUGGCAAGUUAUGGUGAGGCCAACAUCAAGUUGAUGAAGGAGGUUGCCGCGAAGUAUGAUCCGGAGCAAGUAUUCCAGAAGCUGUGCCCAGGAGGCUUCAAGCUCUCACAGAUCGGAAUGUGA
Molecule: messenger RNA, 1455 nt
Organism: Chaetomium fimeti
Lineage: Eukaryota; Fungi; Ascomycota; Sordariomycetes; Sordariales; Chaetomiaceae
Exons: 2
Coding region: 1-1455 (484 amino acids)
Molecular function (GO): FAD binding
Source: RefSeq, a predicted model, not a curated record